AUGUUGUUUUCAAUUGUGAGCAUCCCCUUACGACGACGGUACCAGGUCAGCCGACGCAUGCAUCGCUUCUGGCCAAAGGUGAAGACGAACGAUUGGUAG
This is a messenger RNA of Chondrus crispus (carragheen), 99 nucleotides long. RefSeq lists its product as hypothetical. Bases 1 to 99 code for a protein of 32 amino acids. The transcript has a single exon. The record is from RefSeq and is a predicted model, not a curated record. NCBI's taxonomy places the organism in Eukaryota, Rhodophyta, Florideophyceae, Gigartinales, Gigartinaceae.